This is a messenger RNA of Gaeumannomyces tritici R3-111a-1, 3691 nucleotides long. RefSeq lists its product as hypothetical. The record is from RefSeq and is a predicted model, not a curated record. Gene Ontology annotation, cellular component: U2-type post-mRNA release spliceosomal complex. Gene Ontology annotation, biological process: spliceosomal complex disassembly. Gene Ontology annotation, molecular function: nucleic acid binding. The transcript has a single exon. The coding region runs from base 263 to 3175 and encodes 970 amino acids. Lineage: Eukaryota; Fungi; Ascomycota; Sordariomycetes; Magnaporthales; Magnaporthaceae.
UCAUGCGCCAACCUUCGCCUGCCAAGUCCAUGUCCAGUAAAUAUGCAGCACUGUGUUGCAAUUUGUGCCUUCCAUGGUGUUCCUCUGCCGGCCCCACUCUCCGUCGCGUCAUCCCUGUUGAUUUUUGGCGACUGGCAGCGCAAGUCAGUGCCCAUCGAGCCUCAGCCACCACAACGACAUUGGAGCAUCGUUGUCGCGACAGGCCCCAAUCCACAGCCCCUUCCGCUGCUCGACACAGCUGCGCCCUAGACCGACCCCGACGAUGGAUCGCAUGAGCAGAAUCUCGUUUGAUCCCUCCAAGCUCAAAAAAACUGCCGCUGCACACUAUUCGUCGUCAGACGACGACGACCACGACCACGACCACGACGACAACACCUUCCAGAUCCCAUCCACGAACCCCAACGCCGACGAGUUUCUCCAUCACAACCCGCGGAAGCGGCGGCGGACCGGCCGUGACGCCAAGGAGAGCGCCGCGCUGGGUAUAUUUGGCUCCGAGAGCGAGGAUGAUGGCCCUGGGAGCCGCUGGAAACACAAAAACCUCAGAAGCAGGGGCGUCGCCUUUGUCUCCAGCAGUAACAAGAAGGACGACGAGGAUGGCGAAAACGGCGCGGAAGACGAGGAUGACGACGACGACGACGACGACGACGACGACGCGAGCCAAUACCCAGGCUUAGGCACCGUGCGACCAAGUGCGGGUGACGACGAGGAGGAUGUCGACGAGCUGGACGACGAUGCCCCCGCUGCCGGGCUCGGCCUCGGCUUCGCUGCACAGCGGGUGGCACAGGACUUUGGCUGGUCUGCCGGCAACAAACCAACACAGACGUUUGGCAGACCGACCCAGAAGAACGGCUUCAGUGCAAAUAAUCCCCUUGGGCGUGGUUUCGUCCCCACCUCGUCGUUCAUGCCAGAACUCAAGGUCCAGGAUGUCGAGGAGCCCCCUGCCGUCAUCUCUCGGCCCAGCGCCUUCUCGGCGGCCAAGGGAAAGAAAGGCGCAAAGGGCGCGGCAGGCGGCGGGGUCAACCCCGGCUCGUUCGGCGCCAGGAUGAUGGCUAAGAUGGGCUACAAGGAGGGCACCGGUCUGGGGAAGGAGGGCCAAGGUCGCAACGUUAUCAUCGAGGCGAACCUUCGUCCGCAGAGAGCUGGCUUGGGUGUGGUGAAGGAAAAGACAGAGUCGGAGCGCCAGGAGGAAAAACGCCAGGCGAAGCUCCGAGGCGAGGUUGUGAUCGACUCCGAUGAGGAAGCGAAGAAGCGCAAGGCAGCUCGCAGGAAGAAGAUGCUCGGCGGCGGGACUGGAAGCACCCCCGCGAGCGGUGCCAGUACACCCAAGCGACACAAACCGAAAUACGUCACUAUGGAUGAGGUCAGGAAGGCUGCGCCGGGACUUAACAUCCCAGAUGCCUUUACGCCGAUUCUGGACUUGACGGGCCCGGGCAAGAAGCUCCUUACCAGUUCAUCCGGCCUGAUGACCCCGACAGGGGCCGGGGCCGCCGAGACGACUGAGCAGGUCGAGUCAAGAAAGCUUGUCAAGCGCGCGCAGAACCAGUUUCUGGCCAUCGUGGAAGAAUGGCAGAGCCUGCAGGAGCGCAAGGCAUACGCAGAGCUGCAGCUAGAGCAGGAGAGGCAGGAGCUGGAGGAGCUCGAGCGCGACAUGGCGGGCUACAAGUCUAUCACCGACCAACUCAGUCUUGUUUCGCUGUCAAGCGAAGACCAAACCGACGCCACUUACCGGUGGAACCACGUCAUCGCCAUUCUGAAGGUGACCGUCGCCGCGAUCCCCGAGUCGUCUCGCGACUCACUUGGAGGCCAACUGGCAUCAACUGCCGUUGCAGCUCUCCACCCUGUUUUCCGAGAAGCCAUGCAAACAUGGAACCCGCUGGAGGACACGGGCGCCCGUUUUGCGUCAGAUCUGGACUCCAUCAGAGACCUUCUCGGCAUCCAGCAGCUCCAAGACGAUCCGACACUAUCGAAACGGUCGCACCACCACCGAAGACCAGCGGCGACGGCUUACGAGGCAAUGAUGUACAAGCUGUGGCUGCCGCACGUGGCACGUGCAGUGCGCGAAUGGAACGUCCGCGAGUCUGACCAUAUGGUCGCCCUGUUCGACACGUGGACUCCCCUCCUGCCAUCCUUUGUGCGCAGCCAGCUCCUAGAACAGGAUAUAAUCCGCAGGCUGGACGAGGCCGUUGCCAAGUGGGAGCCCAAGAGACGCAAGCACCACCAGACUCUGCCUCAUAUCUGGCUCUUCCCCUGGCUGCAGCACUUGCCCGCGCGUCACCUGGACCCCAGGGCCUCCACGGGUCUCGUCGCCGAUGUCAAGCGCAAGUUCCGGCAGCUCAUCGACGUCUGGGAGUUUGAUCGCGGCGUCGUGCCGGGUCUGGUCAAAUGGAAGGACGUCCUGCGCCCCUCACGCAGAGACGACCAGUGGCGACCGCUGGUCAUGAGCCACGUGCUGCCGAGCAUGGCGCGGUAUCUGCGCAAGAAGUUGGGCAUUGACCCACUCUCGAACGACGACCCCAUCUUGACGGGCAUCUUGGACUGGCUCGAUGUCGUAUCACCCAGUGCCCUCGCAGAGAUGCUCGUGGCCGAAUUCUUCCCCGAGUGGCACGAGUGGCUCUACCGCAUGUGCACCGCCCAAGUUUUCGAUAUUGGCGAGACCCUCAUGUGGCUGGAGCUAUGGCGUGACGCCCUACCCGCCGACUUGAGGGACAGCGCCCCCAUCGCGGCCGAACUUCGGAAGGGCGAGCAGGCGCUGGAGCUCGCCAGUGGGCUUGUCGAUAGGACCAUGCUCGCACCGCCCGACCACGGUCCGGCCCUGGCUGUUCCGACGAGCAAACACGCGCGCUCCUCCCAGUCUCAGACUCCAGUUCGCAAAGAGGCGCCGCCACCCGCCGCGCCUGCGCCUGCGAAACCACAGACACAAGCCGCCACCAUCAAGCAAGCUGUGGAGGACAAGUGGUGCCAGGCCCACGAUUUGCAAUUCAUACCCGAGUUCACCAAGGUCCACUCCAAGGGGCCCCUCUACAGGAUCACGUCGCGGGGCGACGGCAAGGGCGGGGUGCUGGUUUACUUUGUGGACAACACGCUCCGAUACGACGCCAAGGGAGGGCGCACUAUUAUCAUUAGCACCGAGGAGGGCUUUUGGGCCGAGUUGGUCCAGUCUGGACUUGUUGGUUGAUUCAGUCCGAGGACGGACCCACAGCCAGGCCGCCAAUCGCCCGAGGAUCAGUCCGCUCAUCUCCAUGCCAUGCAUCCGUGGGACAUGCGUCUGCGGAGAAGACUGUCGACCCCGUGCGGGCAAAUCAGAGCUUGAGCUUUUACGACUACAUCGAUGUUGGUCUAGCGCCUCCUUGGCGGGGGUAAAAUGCGGACACAGACGCUUCAUACAAGGCCACAGCAUCCUGCCUCCAAUUAGAUUAUCGCUGUUAACUCGCCAACCAUGUUACCAAAAAUGAUCGAGACUGCGGGCAAUAUUCUCGCCUUGAAAUCGCCGAAACCCUCCCGAUUCUGGCCAAAGUGCUGCGUCCAAAAAGGGCCGGUCCCCUACUGGAAGUGGAUCGCCGUACGCCCCUCGCCCUAGCCGAGACCUGCAUGAGCGAGUGGGAACAGAGCCAAGGAUUUUGCCCACCAUGCAACCGCUCCCUCGGUAACUUGCCUGUCAUCCGUUCCUCGUUUUUUUUUGGGGGUUUUUUUU